CUGUGCUUCUAUUGAUCACCCCGAAGAGCCGACAAACGCGCCACUUGCGCUGUGCAGCCGGGGAUGCGAGAGAUGGUGCUUUAAUUCAACGUCAGAUCAAGUUUGAUCAAUAUCCCCCUGCUGGCCCAAUUGGAGGAGCCUUAUUCACAAUCAGAUCCGCUACUCUCGCCACCACCAUCUUUGGGAUAAGUCCCUGCUUUUUUUCCAGUGGCAGAAAAUUUGCUCUGCAACCCGGUUUGUACCUCAAUGAACCUAAUUGGUGCAGAGUGGAAGCGCAUAAAUCUGGAGGAUUUCCUUUAAGUCCGCGGUUGUGUACAUGAUUUUGCCUUAUCAGAUUCCUUUUAGGAGUUGAAUUUAAAGGUUGGAGAAAAUGGCACACAGUGCGGUGCUUUUCUUAUUGUGGUUUUUCCGCACAUCUCUGGCAGGCUUCCCUAACCAGAUAAAUAUAGGGGGACUCUUCAUGCGAUCAACGGUGCAGGAACACAGCGCCUUUAGAUUCGCAGUUCAGCUCUACAACACCAACCAAAAUGUGACCGAAAAACCUUUCCAUCUGAAUUAUAACGUAGAUAACCUCGAAUCAUCCAACAGCUUCUCGGUCACCCACGCAUUCUGCUCACAGUUCUCCAGAGGCGUUUAUGCCAUCUUCGGCUUCUACGACAAGAAGUCCAUGAAUACUCUGACCUCCUUCUGCGGUGCCCUGCACACCUCCUUCGUCACGCCGAGCUAUCCCACAGACGCGGACGUGCAGUUCGUCAUUCAGAUGCGUCCUGCCCUGCGAGGUGCCAUUCUCAGCAUGCUGUCCCACUACAAGUGGGAGAAAUUCGUCUACCUGUAUGACACAGAGAGAGGGUUCUCAAUACUACAAGCCAUCAUGGAGUCGGCGGUCGCCAGCAACUGGCAAGUGACGGCGCGCUCAGUGGGGAGCGUCACAGACCCUCAGGAGUACAGGCGCAUCAUCGAGGAGAUGGACAGGCGACAGGAGAAGCGCUACCUGAUAGACUGUGAGGUGGACAGGAUUAACGACAUCCUGGAGCAGGUUGUGGCUCUCGGGAAGAACAGCCGUGGUUACCACUACAUUCUGGCCAACUUGGGUUUUUCCAACAUCAGUCUGGACAAGGUCUUCCUCGGCGGGGCGAACAUCACUGGCUUUCAGAUAAUAAACCCCGAAAAUCCCAUUGUGCAGCAGUUUCUCCAGCGCUGGGACCGGCUGGAUGAGAGGGAAUUCCCCGAAGCCAGGAACACACCCCUGAAGUACACGUCGGCGCUGACCCACGAUGCCGUGCUGGUGAUCGCCGAGGCCUUCCGGUACCUGCGACGCCAGCGGGUGGACGUGUCCCGGAGGGGUAGCGCCGGGGACUGCCUGGCUAACCCUGCGGUGCCCUGGAGCCAGGGCAUCGAUAUCGAACGGGCCCUCAAGAUGGUCCAAGUUCAAGGCAUGACUGGAAACAUCCAGUUUGACAGCUUCGGCCGGCGAUCGAAUUACACCAUCGAUGUUUACGAGAUGAAAACAGGUGGGCCGCGAAAGAUCGGGUACUGGAACGAGUAUGAAAGAUUUGUAAAUAUUAUGGAUCAGCAGGUCACCAACGAGUCUUCUGUGGAAAACCGAACAAUUGUGGUCACUACUAUUAUGGAAGCGCCGUACGUGAUGUUCAAGAAAAACCACAUGCAUCUGGAAGGGAAUGACAAGUAUGAAGGCUACUGUGUCGAUUUAGCUUCCGAAAUUGCAAAACACGUGGGGAUAAAGUACAAACUGUCCAUUGUAAUGGAUGGAAAGUAUGGUGCAAGGGAUCCUGAGACCAAAACAUGGAACGGGAUGGUGGGUGAACUUGUGUAUGGGAGAGCAGAUAUAGCUGUUGCACCACUAACUAUAACGCUGGUUCGAGAAGAAGUCAUUGACUUUUCUAAGCCUUUUAUGAGCUUGGGGAUCUCCAUUAUGAUUAAGAAGCCCCAAAAGUCCAAACCUGGAGUAUUUUCCUUCCUCGACCCCUUGGCCUACGAAAUUUGGAUGUGUAUAGUGUUUGCCUAUAUCGGCGUCAGUGUGGUCCUUUUCCUGGUCAGCCGCUUCAGCCCUUAUGAGUGGCAUCUGGAUGAAAACGACGAGGCCAAAGACCCACAGACCCCUCCGGACCCACCAAAUGACUUUGGGAUAUUUAAUAGUCUCUGGUUCUCCCUGGGAGCCUUUAUGCAGCAAGGAUGUGAUAUUUCACCAAGGUCUUUAUCGGGGAGGAUAGUGGGUGGAGUCUGGUGGUUCUUCACCCUCAUCAUCAUUUCGUCCUAUACGGCCAACCUGGCCGCCUUCCUCACGGUGGAGAGGAUGGUCUCCCCCAUCGAAAGCGCAGAGGAUCUUGCCAAACAAACGGAGAUUGCAUACGGAACCCUGGACUCAGGCUCCACCAAAGAGUUCUUUAGACGCUCAAAAAUAGCCGUUUAUGAAAAAAUGUGGUCAUAUAUGAAAUCAGCAGAACCCUCUGUCUUUGCCAAGACAACGCCCGAUGGGGUUGCCCGGGUACGAAAGUCGAAGGGCAAGUUCGCCUUCCUCCUCGAAUCGACCAUGAACGAGUACAUUGAGCAGCGGAAGCCAUGUGAUACGAUGAAAGUGGGCGGCAAUCUCGACUCUAAGGGCUAUGGUGUGGCGACUCCCAAAGGCUCGGCAUUAAGAAAUGCUGUUAACCUGGCAGUGUUAAAACUGAACGAGCAGGGCCUCUUGGACAAAUUGAAAAACAAAUGGUGGUACGACAAGGGAGAAUGCGGCAGCGGGGGAGGUGACUCCAAGUGUAUGCCGAUUACUCAAAGCGAUAUGGGUAGGCCCUGGCACUAUAGCCUAGCCAUGGUGGAACAGAGAACUCCUGUAAACCUUGCAGUAUUGAAACUCAGUGAACAAGGCAUCUUAGACAAGCUGAAAAACAAAUGGUGGUACGAUAAGGGUGAAUGUGGAACCAAGGACUCGGGAAGUAAGGACAAGACAAGUGCUCUGAGUCUGAGUAAUGUAGCAGGAGUCUUCUAUAUUCUGGUCGGAGGUCUGGGGCUGGCCAUGAUGGUGGCUUUGAUAGAAUUCUGCUACAAGUCUCGUGCAGAAACCAAAAGACUGAAACUAGCCAAGAACGCCCAAAAUUUUAAGCCAGCUCCCCCGGCAAACACGCAGAAUUUUGCCACAUAUCGAGAAGGCUACAAUGUGUAUGGAACCGAGAGUGUUAAAAUCUAAAGGCACAGCUGGAAGGAGUCAGAAGAGCUCGGAGUGAACCUGACACUGAUGACCGGAAAGUUUGACGCGAUGAAUAAGUCACAGGCCUGGAAAUCCCGCUGGGCUCAGCAAGCGCUAGCUCCAUAGCGGAGGGCAUAAUGAGUGAAAAGGACCUGUCAUUUAAAGAACUGAAUUUGUUUCCUUCAGUGCCUUAUAGAACAUUCAGAACGUCACAACAAUGCAACUCGUCAUAGUAAUAUUGCUUUGCUUGAAAUACAAAAGAAAAAAAAAUGGAGCAAUGGUAUAAUCUAACAAAUGAGUCUUCGGUAGAUACUCUCACUAAAGAAACAGCCAUCAGUCACAACCCUAGCACAUACGGAAGACCCUGACAUAGCAGAAUUCACCAGGCAAUGGAUGGUACUAUAGUCAUAUAUAAAGAAAUAUUAUUUUAAAUGUUGUGAUUGAUUUACAGCCAGAUUGUAAUGGUUGGGUAUAAUUUAAAUGUCUUACAAAUCCAUGUAAUCAAUUCAUUAUCAAUUCAUUUAAAGUAGCCCUGAUGCUAGCAUUUACAAGAAAUGGAUUGUUGACUCAUUUUGGUUUGAUUAUAAGGGCAGAGAAGUUUUGUUCCCCAUUGAAGCGAAUUAAUGGACAUUUUUCUCAUCACGAGUCCUCCAUUGGGUGGCUGUGUUGGCAUCUUCUGAAUCCUGGUGCUGUUGGGGACUCGGUACUUUAUCAUAGAUUGACGGCCUGUGAACCAUCCAAGGUCAAUGAUAAAAGCACCAUUCAGCAUACAGUAAGAUGAAAGGCCGCAUGUGACAAAAUUUACUGCCAGCCGAUCUCUCUCUCUCUCUCUCUCUCAGAUACGAGCAAUUUGCAAAUCAUAUAUGGAGUCAGGUUGAAGCUUAUAUUAACUGUGAAUUGAACAUACACUAACACAAGUCACAAGCAUAUGGUACAAGAUAUUUCUAGAUACCUGGAAGAGAUACACAGAUAUACUGUAUAUGUAUACACUUCUGCUUAAUACACCAUUACAACCUGGAUUUUAGGGUAACAUCUGACACAUUGGUGGCUUUUUUAAAAUGAUUUGUCCAAGUAUAUGGCCUGAAGAGCGAAAACAAAAUCACUCAAUUGUAGAUACACUGCAAUUAUUUAAAAAGACUUAGGGUAACAGCUUUGAAAAUGGUAUUUUGGAUUACCUUCAAUAUUUUGUGAAAUGAUAGCACAUUUUCAAUCAAGCUGUGGUUUAAUUUUGGUUUUGUUUUACUUUGUAGGCAUUCUGUUUUGUGGAUAACUUAAGAAAUGAAAAAAAAAUAGUAAAUUAAAAUGGAAAGUACUGUAUAUGUUACCCUAUGGUCGGUAUAGGGGCAAUUUUUAAACUAAAGCUUAGCAAACGUCCAUUUAAUGCUGUUACAAUUCUUUUACUUUCUCUAAGAAAUGUGAUUAUGUAGUAUUUGAGACAUGCCAAGAAGGAUUUCAUUGAAAAAGCAAAAGAUUACAAUAGUUUUAUAUAAAAUAAAACUGUAAAAAAAAACUGUAAAGAAACCUGUACAUUUAUUUAAAGUCAAUUUAUGAAUGCAAAGAGGCUUCACAAAAAUUUUGGUUUUUCAAUUUUUCAGACUGCAUGUAAAAUUGGUAACUGCCUAACAAGGCCUGAGACUUUGCUCAGACGGUAGGAGGUCAGUGGUAGAAGCGUAACUUCUCUUUCUAUUAUUUGACCCCCCCUUCAAAAAUUGCCAAGCGACCUACCAAUUACAAGGAUAAGAACUGCAUGUGUGGGUGUAAUUUACCGAACCUCAAUAGUGAGGCGCUGUACAAAGAAUUUUAAUACAUUUUGUAAAUAAAACUGUAUAGAAAUUA
Messenger RNA from Brienomyrus brachyistius, 5038 nucleotides. It is a transcript of the gene gria3b, whose product is annotated as glutamate receptor, ionotropic, AMPA 3b. The transcript has 18 exons. Gene Ontology annotation, molecular function: transmitter-gated monoatomic ion channel activity involved in regulation of postsynaptic membrane potential; AMPA glutamate receptor activity. The record is from RefSeq and is a predicted model, not a curated record. Bases 371 to 3202 code for a protein of 943 amino acids. Gene Ontology annotation, cellular component: plasma membrane; dendritic spine; AMPA glutamate receptor complex. NCBI's taxonomy places the organism in Eukaryota, Metazoa, Chordata, Actinopteri, Osteoglossiformes, Mormyridae. Gene Ontology annotation, biological process: monoatomic ion transport; synaptic transmission, glutamatergic; modulation of chemical synaptic transmission.